AUGCCACUUAGGAUCACACCCAGUCACAAAGCCGUCUACGAACCAUCAUCCGACGCAGAUCCCGACUUUUCCGACCUCUCCGAGCUAUCUGAAGAUGACACCCUCUUGGAUCGUAAUGGCUACGAGAUCGGUCCCGCAAUAGCGACCACACAGCAAAGCAUACACCAUUACAAUGUGAAGGAGUGGGAUACUCGAGACGCGUAUCGAGAACUUCAUAAAUUCUGGAAGCAAACAAUCGUUAAGUCCUUCGCUGUAGAGGACACUUUCCACCACGAACACGAAGAAACCCGCAACUGGAUUACAGUGAAGGCCUUAAUCCCGACCUGGCCCGGAUACAUGGGUUUCAUCCGCUACAGCAAAACAACAGGAACAAUUACGUUCAUCAACGCCGAUGCCCUCCUCCUACAGUCCACAGAUAACAAUCACACCCCUGAAACCGAAGACUUCACAAACGAUAAUACAUUCUUCUUCCGUUUCCAAAACGAACGACUCAAAGCCGUAGCCUACGUCCUGCUCCGCUCAGGAUUCAACAUCCAAAUCACCUCCCAAAAAUACAUCUGGACAUUCAACAUACCCUCCAUCGCAGAAUCUUCCCCAAAAAUUCCAAACCUACUUUCCUGCACCGUGAACACCUUAAACCUGACCCAUAAGGCCACCACUCCCACUACUACGCCCUACCAACCCCGACCAGCCCACGACCUCACCAUAACCAUCACCUCCUCCCACCCGCAAAUCCCACUCCUACCACCACACACCUUCCGCACCUGGCUCCGCGUAUCCCUCCACCUCACCCCCAAACUCCCAUCAGCAAACAUAAUUCCUACCCCGCACGGAGACAUCCUCCUCGACCCCGAAUUCUCCGGUACUCUUUACCUCCGGGGCAUUCUCCUCCCCGAGCUCAGUUUCGACAGGUGUCGGUACAAGUACGGGUAUAAUUUCCACUACGGGAUACCUACGACGAGCGGACGACGGCUGGCGAGUCCGCUGCAUGAAGUCGAUCUUAUUUGCAGUGUUUGGGGCGCUGCGAUUUGCUCGGCGCCGGUCUAUGUGCUGCCUAGAUUUGUGGAUAUGGUUUCUGGGGGAGUGCCGUGGCCGGUUGAGGUGAUGUGGGCUGAUGGUGGUGGUAUGGCUACUGAGGCGGUUGAGGCGGUUUGGUGGUCGUUGUUGGUGAGGGGUGGGGAGGGGGUGUUUUAUUAUUGUGGGGCGAGGGGAGAGGAGGAGGCUGGUGAGAUCAGGCGGUUGCUGGGCAAGAAACCGGUUGCGAUUCCGUCGGGUUUAUGGGAUGCGCUUCGCAGAUUGAGGUUGAUACGGACUGCUUGGGAGGAGAGGGAUGGGAGGGCUAGGAAGUGA
Molecule: messenger RNA, 1350 nt
Organism: Aspergillus welwitschiae
Lineage: Eukaryota; Fungi; Ascomycota; Eurotiomycetes; Eurotiales; Aspergillaceae
Exons: 3
Coding region: 1-1350 (449 amino acids)
Source: RefSeq, a predicted model, not a curated record